Molecule: messenger RNA, 873 nt
Organism: Cyphellophora attinorum
Lineage: Eukaryota; Fungi; Ascomycota; Eurotiomycetes; Chaetothyriales; Cyphellophoraceae
Exons: 4
Coding region: 1-873 (290 amino acids)
Biological process (GO): protein N-linked glycosylation
Cellular component (GO): membrane; oligosaccharyltransferase complex
Source: RefSeq, a predicted model, not a curated record
AUGAGGAUUUCAAACGCUCUUGUUCACGCCGUGAGCCUCCUCGGGGUCAGCCAAGCCGUUCUAGGAGCCUCAAGCUGGACGUUCAGCGAUGCUACCGUUUCGGUCCAAGGCAAGGGUAGCGGUGUCGGGAGCGGAUCGAAAGAGAAUCUGAGCCCUAAAAGCCCACUCACGAAGCCGUUCGUCCUCGGUGCAAGCGAUACUCUGAAGGUCGUCCUCACAACAAAGGAAGGCAAGACUUCGAAGCGUCCACAGCAAGCAUCUCUUCUCCUACGGGAUCCUGCAACGGAUCUCGAUGUUACAUAUCCUCUGAGCACCAAGGAGUCAGGAAAGGGCAAAAUCGACCUGUCCCACAGAGACCUCCCGCUUCAAUUCCUUCGCAAAGACACUGUCCUCUCAGCCUACUUGAUCCUUGCCUCGACCGGCGACGCUGAUGGCUACUAUGAGCGCGCAUUCUCCGUGGGCGUCAAGGCCGACCCUACGGCCACGACUGGCUCAACCGAGAAGCCCCUGCGGUACGGCAAGCUGCCAGAAAUACACCACAUCUUCCGCUCCGAUCCCAAGAGUCCAAACUUCGUCAUCGUAGCAUUCUUCACUGUUGCUGCUGCGGCUACACUCCCGGUGCUACUUGGCUUGUGGCUACAAGUCGGCGGAAACCUCAACCACCUGUCCAAAGCACUGUCAGACGCACCUGUCUCGCAUGCUCUCUUCUUUGGCUCGAUCGUCGGCAUUGAGGGCAUAUUUUUUCUGUACUAUACGGUCUGGAAUCUGUUUCAGACGCUGCCAGCACUUGCAGCCGUGGGAAUUGUAGCAUACAUCAGCGGCAGCCGUGCCUUGACAGAAGUACAAGAUCGUCGCCUAGCAGGCCUGCGUUGA